Messenger RNA from Kwoniella botswanensis, 1341 nucleotides. RefSeq lists its product as uncharacterized. Gene Ontology annotation, biological process: ribosomal large subunit biogenesis; rRNA methylation. The transcript has 3 exons. Gene Ontology annotation, molecular function: rRNA (adenine) methyltransferase activity. The record is from RefSeq and is a predicted model, not a curated record. Lineage: Eukaryota; Fungi; Basidiomycota; Tremellomycetes; Tremellales; Cryptococcaceae. Bases 1 to 1341 code for a protein of 446 amino acids. Gene Ontology annotation, cellular component: nucleolus.
AUGUCACUGUUCCCAUCAGCAUUCGAAGGAUCGGCUGCUGGACCUUCGACGUCUUUGACUUCGGCGUUCGCAAAAUCCUCUAAAAACAACAACAAACGAAAGCGCCCUUCGACAGGUGGUCAUCACGAUGAGAGCCUUCUCAAAUCCACUCAAGCCAAUCUCGAGAAGCUGAUGAGUAAGCUGGAGAACGGAGAUGUCAAGGAGAAGAUAGGAACGAAAAGUAUGGGUGAAUCAAGUAAGAAGAAGAAGGGAAAUGCGCAUAUCGAAUUUAAGAAGGGAUCGAAAGUGGUAGAGACCCCGAAAGGCAAAGAUAGAAGCCAAAUUCCCCAGAAUCAGUCCACACCUGGGUCGAGUAAGAACGAGAAGUCUACGCCUCAGAACCAACAGCAAUUGAAGAAGAAAAUCAAAGAGAAGAGUGGUCCGGUGGAACUUCCCAUACCUACCGUAUCGUCAUCAUCUGAGGGAAAGCUCAAAGUCGGUGGAGAAAACUUGACGGAUAUGCAGAAGAAUAUGCAAGCUAAACUUGAGGGAGCGAGAUUCAGAUGGAUCAACGAGCAAUUGUACUCUACGCCAUCGACGGAAGCUGUGGAUAUGAUGAAGAAGGAUCCAAAGAUCUUCGCUGAUUACCACAUGACUCACCGAGUACUUACUGCCGGAUGGCCCUCUCCACCCCUGCAGCACAUCAUCAAAGCUCUUUCACCUCUACCUGCUGGCACGGUCAUCGCGGACUUGGGAUGUGGUGAUGCCGGCUUAGCAAGAGCUUUAGUACCUCAAGGCAAGGUGGUAUUAUCCUACGAUCUGGUAGGAGACUCGGGGGUACCCGGAAGUAGUGAUCAAGCGAAGGAGAAGAAGAUAUCGGAAGGAUGGGUCAUCCAAGCUGAUUUCUUGGAACAAAUUCCCUUGCCUGGUAGACCUGGUGGUAUAGACCAUGAAGCAUCGAUAGAUGAGCAAGCACCAAAGAAAGAAAAGGGAAAGAAGAAGAGUAAGGGGGACGGAAAAGCCUCGGAAGUGGUGGAUGUAGUAGUCUGCUGUUUGAGUCUGAUGGGUAAGAAUUGGGUAGGAGGUAUAGCCGAAGCUUGUAGAGUACUCAAACAAGGAGGUACAUUCCAUAUCGCCGAAGUGACAUCGAGAUUCACAUCUACAGAAGCGUUUGUAGAGAAAGUGGAAUCAUUCGGACUCAAGUUGGAAGAGCAGGAUUCACCUUCAACCCAUUUCACUCUGUUUAGAUUCAUAAAGGAAUCGCCUGUACCCCUCGGUCUAGCUAGGGGAGAAGAAGGAUGGCAAGAGAGGGUCAAGGAAGGCGAAGAUAUAUUGAAAGCUUGUGUAUAUAAGAAACGUUGA